Molecule: messenger RNA, 669 nt
Organism: Suillus paluster
Lineage: Eukaryota; Fungi; Basidiomycota; Agaricomycetes; Boletales; Suillaceae
Exons: 12
Coding region: 320-571 (83 amino acids)
Source: RefSeq, a predicted model, not a curated record
AGAUAAUCCCCGAGCCCAGGCUGCAGAACAACGAUCAUGACAAGUACCAUGGUAGGAAAGAUACAAUUUAUCACUCUCGUUUGAGGCGUAUAGGUGAACUCUCAGGCUCCUUCCUUCGAGUGUGAGGCCUUGAGGGGCUGACUGCGAGUGAGGAGUAUUACCUAGUAUUAAAAAAUAAGUCCGCUCCUCACACUCGAAGCAGUGGUGGGAAGGAGCUCGGUGAAUUCUAUGAACAGAAGGAGAGCAUAUAUAUAACAAGGAUGGAUUUCGCUGCAUUCAUACCACACGAUCCCCCGAACGUGCAGCCAAAUAGGUCAACAUGGAGACUGAGCUUUCCACACUGUUCAACGAUAUACGCAUUCUUCAGAUGGGGAGGAUGUUUCAAUUAUCAGCAACAAUCGUUGUCUUGUACGAUCAUGUACUAUGUUCUCAAAGAGAGGUGGAUUUGAUCUGGAGGAGAUCGAAAUCUCUUGUGUCGUUCCUUUAUUUUAUUAACCGCUACGUCGGGGAUGCUAUCUCCAUCAUCAACGCAAUAUUAUAUAUAAGCUCGACAUUCUCAGCUAAUACGUAAGUGCACACAAACCAGCUUGUGUAUCUGGUGCUACGCUGUUUACAUUGCUUGCUAUUUAAAAACUCUUUGGAUUAGCUGUCGUAUUUUGUUUCAUUUCC